Sapajus apella (tufted capuchin) is the source of this 1948-nucleotide messenger RNA. It is a transcript of the gene FAM180B, whose product is annotated as family with sequence similarity 180 member B. Bases 750 to 1265 code for a protein of 171 amino acids. The transcript has 2 exons. The record is from RefSeq and is a predicted model, not a curated record. NCBI's taxonomy places the organism in Eukaryota, Metazoa, Chordata, Mammalia, Primates, Cebidae.
UCAGCCAUCCUCCUGUCUUGGCCUCCUAAAGUGCUGGAAUCACAGGCAUGAGCCACUGUGCUCGCCCUGAAUUAAGAAUGUUGUUAGGAAACAAGAGGUCCCAGGGUGGGGCAAAAACUACUCAGGAGCUGCAGAUUUGUCUGUCUGCCAGGGGACGGUACUCCUUAGCCCAGCUGAUUGGAUCUGUUCAGCCUGUAGCAGAGUGCCUGAGAGGGGAGUGCUUGGCUCUGCCUGUGUUUAGGGCCGCCCAGCCAGCCCGCCAUGCAGUUGGAAGACUGCAGCUGAUGCAUUUGGCAGCUGAGGGGCUCCUAGAGGCUGGGCUGGGCCAGACUGGGUGUCAGGGCUGGCCUCAGUUGCAGGAUGUUUUGAGGGUGAAGACAGUAAGGUGGUCCUACUGCCUGGGCUUUCCUACCCUUUGGGAGGGCCAAGCCAGAGCUAUUUGCUACCAAACACCUUUUUCCUAUUAACUAAGCAUACCGCCCAUCUGGGCAGGAACAAGCUGAGGGCCUGACAAGCAGGGAGCCAGGUUCCUGCCAACAACCAGAUUCCCCAUUUCUAAAGAAUGGAAAGAGCUCCUGGGAGGUGACCAAGGCCACAGCCAGCCCCUCCCUGUUGAGCACUGAAGACUGACACGCAUUACAGAGCUCUGGAGCAGCCUGCAGUGGAAAGUUGAAGCCGAGGUGUGUGGCAGGCAGAUGAGGGAGCAGAGAGCUGCUGAACAGAGAGAGACUCAGAGGACGUGGUGAAGCAUGGCUGUGACCCUGCAGUUCCUGGCUUGCCUGGUGGUAGCCAUUUGUCUCCUCUCUGUUGUGUCUACAACCCAGCACCAUGCAGGCCACAGCCUACCCCUUACAUGGCUCCCCUUGCAGCUGCUCUGGGCUGGGCUGGAGCUCGAUGUCAUGGGGCAGCUGCAUAUCCAGGACGAGGAACUAGCCUCCACACACCCAGGCCGCCGACUCAGGCUCCUCCUGCAGCACCACGUGCCCAGUGACUUGGAGGGCGCUGAGCAGCGGCUGCAGCAGCUCCAGGACCUGCGAAAGGGGCCUCCUCUUAGCACUUGGGACUUUGAACAUCUGCUCCUCACGGCCCUGUCCUGCAUCUACCGGCUCCACGCAGCUAGUGAGGCUGAGGAACGGGGCCGCUGGGCCCAAGUCUUCACUCUCCUGGCACAGGAAACACUCUGGGACCUGUGCAAGGGUUUCUGCCCCCAGGACCAGCCCCCUUCCCUGGGUCCCUGGGCCUCCGUCCUUGACCCCUUCCCCUGACCCUCCCCUUUUGCUCUUUCACCUGCCAUUACCCCCUCCCCUCUCCCCCUCAACUCCCCAGGCAGACCCAUCUUGGGCAGGGGCUUCUGUCUGGCACCUAGUUCUUUUCACUGUGUUCAGAUCUCUGGGCUUGGCUUGCGACAUCCCCUCCCUGCUUACCCUGACCAGAUCUUGUUUCUUGGAUCUUGAGAGGCUAAGAACCCAGGCUUUGGGUUCCAAGGAUUAGGCACAGAGCUAAGGGCAUGACAGGCAGGCAGGGGUGUGUGGACAUCAGGAGUCAGGUUUGAGAAGUGUGUUCAAGAGAUGCUGAAAGGGAAGCUGUCCCAAGUAAGGCCAGGUCAGAUCCUCCAACUGCUACCCUGGCAGUCUGUGACGGUCCUGUGGAAUUCACAGGAAUCCUCUAGGUGCUGAGCAUCCCCUUUUAAGCACAACCAAGGAUCUGGGGUCCCCGAGCCUCCAAGUUCCCAUCUGGGUUGGGAGAAUAGAUUAGACUUGAGCUCUGUCUGUUGGAGGAGUGGAGGGAAGCAGGCGGAGGGAGGCAGUAUCUCAACAAGUGUCGAGUGAACACCUCAGAGGAGGGAGUAAGGCUGGGAGAAGACCAAGGAGAGACAAGCGGAGGUGGGCUGGAGCAGGUGCGGCCCUGAUUCUGUGUUGCUCUUCUCAUUAAAUGUUCUGUUUCGGCC